CUGUGGCCUGUGUUCUCAGCGUGCAGUAUAACCCUCUACAACGUGGUCGAAGUGUUAAAACAACCGUUGUCGACGCCGGUUCAUUGUGACUACAGGAAAUGUGAAUAUGCCUCCCAUUAAUGCAAAAGUGGAGGCUCAGCGGCUUCAACAAGCCAAAUCAGUUAUUAAGAAGAUGAAACAGAAACGUACAGAAGGUAACCGAGUGAAAAUACAUAAGGCAAAGCCUACUGUCAAGGAUCCUGUGUUAUUUUUCAAUGUCAAGAAAGAGACAAUGGAUAACAUCGGAAGUCAAUCAGUUCUUCAUGAUCUAAAUGAUCGUGUUACGAAGAAGAAAUCAACUGCAGCUGGACGCAUUAAAAAGGUAGCCACAACAAGUUGUAAAACGAAUGGUGUGUCAGACCAAGUUUCUAGAGAGGAUGUAUCCCGUAAGCAAAGAAACUCUGAUUUUGUUAGUAAGAAAAUAUCCAUGGAAGAGCCCAUUGCUAAUUUCCAGAAGGUUAAUGGCCAUUCAGAUAGGAUUUAUACCUCACCGCAAUGUAGCAAAGUGGACAGUGCAAGCUGUUCGAAAACAAAAUCUCCUGAAUUAGAUAAUCUGAGUGAUUUCGACAGUCCAUUCAUAGCUGCUUCACGUAUUGGUAAAGUAUACACCUCUAAGAAGAAAGAUUCAGACAAUCCAAUCAUAAGAGCAUCACGUGUUGGUAAAACAAACCGAGCUAAGAAAGAUGGAGAUGAGGAACCAAUGGAUGUUCUAAAUGUGUCAAACCGUGACUCAACUCGUCCCUUGAAGUUGAAAGGAAAGAAAAUCAAAAGGUUACACAAAAACAAAAAUAUUUGCUCUGUAAAGAAAAGAUUUGCUCCAAUGUCAGUUACAAUGAAACCCGGAAGCAUCCAAGGUCCUAUCUUUACUGUCACACAAGAUGACUCCGGCAACUCUGAUGAAUCAAGAGGCAAAGAAAUCUUAAGUGCUCAAGUUGCAAAAAAGAAGGACUCUUGUCUAUCCGCUUUCAGUGUUACUACUGUAUGUGAGAAGACGUUGCCUUCUAAAGAACUUACAGAUGAUGAAGUCAUGCAUAGCUGUUCAGAAAGUGAAGUGCAGUCUGAUGACUCCCAGCCAGAAGUCGAUGAUAGAUUGUCUAAUGCUGGAAGCGAGUGUGAAUUUGAGGAUGUUGUAGAAACAUCAGAGAAAGUGCUACAGCUUACAAAUGAUUGGUCUAGAGCGGAAUUUCAUUUUAUAGAUGGCCAUGUUGUUCUCAAUCUCAAACACCCAUCCACCUUUAUAUUUUGUGGACAGGUUCAGUUAGAGGUACUCAAAGGAACUGUGGAAAUUUUGGGAUAUCGCUUGACACCUGAAAGUGGAUGUCAUACUGUCUUUUCUGCUCGUGGUAGCAGCCUGCUUUCAGUUCAAACUGUUUUAACUGAUGAUGAGUGUCAUAAAUCUCAUAUUCUAGAAGAAAGUAAUUCACUUGCCAGUUUAGCUGCAGAAGGAAAUGACGGGGAUGCAAUGCUCUUGAUGAAAAAGUCAGAAAACACUCUACCCCAAUUUUUAGAGCAGUAUGUGAAUAUUAAAUUAUUCCCGGCCCCGCCUGAAAAAGUAAACCAACAUUCAUAUUGGAAGGCAAGCAAAAGGCUGCAGUGUUUAUGCUAUCCACCAUCAGCAAGCCAUAAAUAUCAGAAGGGAGAAGAUUGGGAUGAUGUUUGUGAAAACAUUGGUCUGCAAUCUGGCUGUACAGUUAUCUGUGGAGGAAAAGGUGUUGGCAAGUCCACAAUGCUACGAUUUAUGGUGAAUCGUUUACUUAGUUGUGGAAAGAAAAGUGUGUUAUUGAUUGAUUUUGAUCCAGGACAGACUGAAUUGACUGUACCUGGAUGUGUGUCUAUUUCCCUUGUUGCCAAGCCUCUUCUAGGUCCAAACUUUACUCAUUUGCAAGAUCCACUGAAAUGCAUUUAUGUUGGUGAUAUUAAUGUCUCAAAUUGUGUGUCUCGGUAUAUGGAUGCCUGCUUAGCUAUCAUAAAUUAUUGGCGAUCUGAUGAAAAUUUGAGGGAUAUACCUUGUGUGGUCAACACAAUGGGUUUCAACAAAGGACUUGGAGUUUCAAUUAUAGUUGAAACUCUUUCACUUCUGCAGCCUACGGGCGUUAUUCAGGUACAGAGCAAGAUUAGUUCACGUAAUUAUCCCGAGCAGUUAUCUGUCGAAUAUGUGAAGAGAAUGUGCUCCAGCUCACCCUUCAGGCUUCAACUUAUGGCUCAGGGUCACCAGGUAUCAUGUCCAAGCUCAUUAGACUAUAAACUCCAUAUUGUUAAGUCUGUGACAGACACAUUGUCAGAACAUCACGAUUCAUUAGGCAUUAGUGCAAGACCAGCUCGAGAGAUUGUUUUACUUUCAUAUUUGUCUCUAAUAGCUAGUACUCAAAAUUUGUCUCUCCUUGAGGCUGUUCCGUAUUGCUGUCCCCUGGAUUCCCUAUACCUCAACAUAUGUCAUGAGAAUGUUCCACCUUCAGCAGCACUGUCAGCUUUUAAUGCUAGUUUAGUUGCUUUAUGCUCUGUUAGUCCUGAAGAAGUUAAUGUAAUUAGAGCUGGAGAGCCUGGACUUCCUUCUAUUUUAACUGGACGUAAUGUAGCUAACUGCUUAGGUUUUGGAAUUGUUCGUGGAAUUGACAUGGAGUCACAGAAUCUUUACCUGUUGACCCCAGUACCUCCCAAUAUUCUAGACAAUGUGAAUUGCUUGGUCUUGGGUGCUGUUUGCCUACCACAAUGUGUGUAUCUAACUCCACCAAAAGAGCCUGGUCCAGUUCCAUUUGUAGUUGUUACUGAAAGUCAACAUGCUGCCCUACCUUCAAAACGUUCCUUCCGUUUUAAUAGGUUGUAGGUACUAUGUAGUUUAUCUAUCUGUAUUUUUGUGCUCCCAUGAUUACUUAAUUCUAAAUAACUUUGACAAUGCAGGAAGAGGAUGUUUGAAUUAAUAAAAAUUUGUACUGGAUUUCUUUUUAUUGUUAAUUAAAAGCGAUUGCUCAUCCAUCAUGAGUCUAAAAUAAAUAAUUGUUCAUGCUUUA
Frankliniella occidentalis (western flower thrips) is the source of this 3047-nucleotide messenger RNA. RefSeq names its product polynucleotide 5'-hydroxyl-kinase NOL9. Gene Ontology annotation, cellular component: nucleus. The coding region runs from base 107 to 2863 and encodes 918 amino acids. The transcript is spliced from 9 exons. Lineage: Eukaryota; Metazoa; Arthropoda; Insecta; Thysanoptera; Thripidae. The record is from RefSeq and is a predicted model, not a curated record. Gene Ontology annotation, biological process: cleavage in ITS2 between 5.8S rRNA and LSU-rRNA of tricistronic rRNA transcript (SSU-rRNA, 5.8S rRNA, LSU-rRNA). Gene Ontology annotation, molecular function: polynucleotide 5'-hydroxyl-kinase activity.